Molecule: messenger RNA, 1885 nt
Organism: Pelobates fuscus (common spadefoot toad)
Lineage: Eukaryota; Metazoa; Chordata; Amphibia; Anura; Pelobatidae
Product: gap junction gamma-1 protein-like
Exons: 4
Coding region: 227-1375 (382 amino acids)
Biological process (GO): cell-cell signaling
Cellular component (GO): connexin complex
Molecular function (GO): gap junction channel activity
Source: RefSeq, a predicted model, not a curated record
CUCCAAGUGAGUGAGUUAACACGAGGAGUCGCUGACAGGAUACAGACUAUUUUGCCACGUUAGUAAGCCAAAAAUCCAGGGCAGUAAGUUAAAAAGUUGGUAUAUGUGAGUCACUCGUGGAACAUCGGAGUAAUUUAAUACCAGAUCCCUGCUACAAUGAAUAAUCGUCUGCUAAAUCAGAGUUGUUAGGAGGUUUUUGGUAAGAAACAGCUGAUCGGGGCUCAGAAUGAGUUGGAGUUUCUUAACACGUCUCCUUGAAGAGAUCAACAACCAUUCUACCUUUGUGGGAAAGGUUUGGUUGACGGUCCUGAUCAUAUUCCGAAUUGUCCUGACCGCUGUUGGUGGGGAGUCUAUAUACUAUGAUGAACAGAGCAAGUUUGUGUGUAACACGCAACAGCCUGGGUGUGAGAAUGUGUGCUACGAUGCCUUUGCACCGCUGUCUCACGUCCGGUUCUGGGUCUUCCAGAUUAUCCUCAUCACUACCCCAUCGAUAAUGUACUUGGGUUUUGCCAUGCACCGCAUUGCUCGCCGUCCAGAGCAAUACAAGCAGCAACAGUUAAAAAAUACGAGCCGCAAGAAGAGAGCCCCUGUAGUGCACCGGGGCGCUAUGAGGGAUUAUGAGGAAAAAGAGGAUAAUAAUGAGGAGGAUCCCAUGAUCUGUGAAGAGGUGGAACAAGAGAAAGAUGGAGAUAGUGAUAAAAAGAAACAUGAUGGUCGCCGUCGCAUCAAGCAAGAUGGCCUGAUGAAGGUCUAUGUGUUACAGCUGCUUUUCCGCUCUGCCUUUGAAGUUGGCUUCCUGAUGGGACAGUAUAUAUUGUAUGGGUUCGAGGUGAUCCCAUCCUACGUGUGUACCCGGAGUCCAUGCCCUCACACUGUGGAUUGCUUUGUCUCUCGACCAACUGAAAAGACAAUCUUCCUACUCAUCAUGUAUGCUGUCAGUGGCCUCUGCCUUCUGUUGAAUAUAUGUGAACUGUUUCAUCUCGGAGUUGGUGGCAUCCGUGACUCCCUCCGUUCCAAGAGCCAGGCAUCUCGGGAGGCAGAGUUAGCAAAAAAAUCCCCCAGUGCUCCUCCACACUACCACUCUGUAUUGAAAAAAGGAAAGAUGCCCAAUGGAAAACUGUACUCACACGUUGAAGCUGCUGAGGCUUUUGAGAUGCCGGCGAUGCAUUCUGGUCAGCAUGAACUUGACAGACUCCGGCAGCACCUCAAGUUGGCUCAGGAACAUCUCGACCUAGCCUUCCAGAUGAAUCCAUCGGACACUGCCCACGCGUCUCGGAGCAGCAGCCCUGAAGCCAACAGCAUCGCAGCAGAACAGAAUAGACUAAAUUUUGCUCAGGAGAAAGGAGUAGGGAACCACGAGAAAUCUGGUUUGUGAUCUUUGGAUGAUGGGGUGGGGGAAGGGUAAGAUUUGGAUUUUUUUUGCAAGCUCUACAACACGACUGGAAUUAGACUGGAAUUGCGUUACCAAGAGGUCCUGGCCCUCUCCUAGCAGGGAAGCCGUACAAUGGCUGGAGAAAAAGGGAACAUUUGGGGAGGGCUGGGUUUGUGAAUGAACCUCUGUUUAGCGGACUGACAGCUCAGGCUGUGCCGCGUCUUGGAAAUUUUUUUUUUUCUUUGUGUAAUAUCUUCUGUUACCCGACUCACUGCUGCCGCUCGCUGCCAACAGUGGAGAAGGAAGAUGCCACUGGUUUACAUGGGCUGCUCAUUACGGGAAUUUUGUCUCUAGCAUUAACUUUUAUUUUAUAUAUAUAUAUUUUUUUUUUAGUUUAGACAUUUUUUAAUUUACUCCGGUCAAUGUUUGUAGCUUUCUCAAGCAGUGGUUGAAAAAAACAAAAAAAAAAUGCAUAGAAUGAACUAUGAAUUUUCAUUUAGAAUAAGGCAGUCC